AUGCGUCGCAAGAUGAAACAAAAGAAGCACCAACUUCAGGAAAUUCAGGAUGCCAUUUAUGCUGUUGACAUUGACGAAAACGAUAUGACCAUUAAUGAUCUCAGAGCUGAAAUGAAUGGUGAAGUAGACAGUGAAACGUUGGCAACCAUCUUCCGCUCUGCUGACACUAAUAAUGACAAGAAACUCAGCAAGGAUGAACGCCGCGCUCUUCGUGUCACCCUCGAAAAUAAAAAGGUACUUACAGUCUCGUAG
This is a messenger RNA of Rodentolepis nana, 252 nucleotides long. The record is from the annotation of a GenBank genome assembly. Lineage: Eukaryota; Metazoa; Platyhelminthes; Cestoda; Cyclophyllidea; Hymenolepididae.